Syngnathus acus (greater pipefish) is the source of this 3402-nucleotide messenger RNA. It is a transcript of the gene rnf24, whose product is annotated as ring finger protein 24. Lineage: Eukaryota; Metazoa; Chordata; Actinopteri; Syngnathiformes; Syngnathidae. Bases 660 to 1109 code for a protein of 149 amino acids. Gene Ontology annotation, cellular component: endomembrane system. The transcript has 8 exons. The record is from RefSeq and is a predicted model, not a curated record. Gene Ontology annotation, molecular function: ubiquitin protein ligase activity; zinc ion binding.
UCAUUACCCGCAGACACGCCGCGCUCAAAACAAGCCAGCAGCUCUACGCGCUCAGCUCUCUUCCUUGUCAGCUGGCCUUAGUGGGAGGAGGACGUGUGGAUUGAGUCACUCGUGGAAGCUCUGUUUAAAAAAAACAAAAAAACGCACACGUUUACGUGCGGAACGUGCUGCUAGUCUACCGUUCUCUUCAUCUAGCCCCCCUUGUGAGAGGAGACGUAAACCAGGACGACGCAUCCUUCAAUUCCACGCGUUUCUGCAUCCUUUUUUUUUUACUAUAGAGACUAACAUCCCUGAGCCCAGAUUUUUGCAAAUUAUUUUAUUAGUUGUAGUAGUCACAGUUAGUAGCACCGCCACAGGCGGACGUACGUGAUGAAGUCCCCCCAAGCCGCGGCAUUGGGCGACGUCAAUUUCAAUUGAGGAUUUUUACAGUUUAUUUAUUUACCUCCGCGUUCUACUUGAACUUGCAGACUACAAGAGAAACUGAAAAAGAAGACAACAGCGACGUUUUGCAACGUGCCUAUUUGGCAUGCAAACUCCAUUUGACAUUUGAACCCGCAAAACCUUUUAUACGGGUCGUCGGUGAGCCGCAGCCAAACCCUGCUUGACUUUGGCUGAGAGAUCCAGACCACCCUGGACGGGUCCAAAGUCAUUUAACAUCCAUGAGCUCGGAUUUUUCACACUACACUUUCAGGAUGCCAAAUAUCGGGUUCCAGAACCUGCCCCUUAAUAUCUACAUUGUUGUGUUUGGGACAGCCAUCUUUGUCUUCAUCCUCAGCCUCCUCUUCUGCUGCUACCUCAUAAGGUUACGGCACCAGGCGCACAAAGAGCUCUAUGCAUACAAACAAGUCAUUCAGAAGGAAAAGGUGAAAGAGUUAAAUUUGCAUGAGAUAUGCGCGGUGUGCUUGGAGGAGUUCAAGCAAAAAGACGAGCUGGGGAUAUGUCCGUGCAAACACGCGUUUCAUCGGAAGUGCCUCAUCAAGUGGCUGGAGGUGAGGAAAGUGUGCCCGCUGUGCAACAUGCCCGUCUUACAGCUUGCCCAGCAGGCCGGCACUACGGAACCGCCAGUGCCGAGCCAACAGCCUCUGCCCGGUGUUGAAAACCUGGUCUAGUAGACCUGAAACCGACAUAAUGGUGACACUAUUUGUACACACACAAAUAUAACAGUCGGCUGUAUAGGUCCAAUUUGUUGUGACUCUGUGGACCAGUCUGGUGAAAAAAGACACUUGGACUAGCUUCACGUUGACUCCUAAAAAAAUAUUUUUCACUUAUCGCUUGGAUUGCUCAGCAACUGGAUUAACCUUUUCUCUUUCUUCAUGGACACGGAAAGAACAUUGAUGCGGUUCAUAACCAAAGCACUUUUAUUUUUAUUUUUUUUCUGUGGACACCAGCUGAAGAGCAGGACGACAACAAACACAGCAGCCGAGAUCUACAAUAUAUAAUCUCUUUUUUUUGUAUUUUAUUUGAUUAUUAUUUAAUUUAACAAGCACUUUACAAGAAGUCAAAACUUAAUUGCUUGCCAUUGUGGCAGCAUAUGUUUUAUAGCUAACUUUUGACCAUUACUUCCACGUUUUGCGUAAAGCCUCACAGGUUUUCAUUUUUUUAAUUGGUCAACUUUGACUCGCAUCAUUAUUCUCAAAGGGACAAAAUAAGACUUUUGCUAAAUGUUCGGAAAUGUUUGCACGUUUUCAUUGCUCUUUUGAUGGUUUUGUAUUCUGUCCAGUCUAGAAGUGUGUUCCACUAAAUAACCAAAAUUACCAUAUUCCCCCCCUCUUAUAGUGGCUGUGCGGCAAAGGUGAGAGCACUAAUUUACUAAACUCCAGAGAGUACGAUUAGCGGUAAGACUUACAAGACUAAGCAUGUGGCUUUUAUUUUGUCAUUCAUCGAUUAAUGUGUGGUGUUAAUCAGAGGCAAGGUCAUUAUCCGAGGAAAGAUGGUACAUUUGGAUUUUGUCGUGCAAUGUCUAAACGUGAGACAUUGUGAAGAAAAAUCGACAAAAUUCCUUCGAUGCCAAAAACCCGACUUCACAUGAUGUGAAUAUUUUUCAAGCAGUAUUAGCAUGAAUGGAGCUAAUUGUCGUUUGUUCACCUAAAUAUGUUUCAUUGUAUUUAAUUUUUCGGGAGUUACCCUCUGCCCGAGUCAGCGCUCACUGGAUGUAAUGAAGCAGCAUUUCCAUUCACUCACUCACACACACACACACACACACACACACACACACACACACACACACACAGGAUGCAUGCUUCUCGAGCUUUCGCUUCUCGCUCCCUUUCUAUACAGUUUCAUUUUGUUUUGUUUGGACCACUGAGCCCUGCUUUUUUGUGUAGGUUUUUUUUUGUGUAGGUUUUUUUUUGUGUCCCUGGUUGUGAGCCGCUCUCACUAAAAGGGCUGAUCAUAAAAAAAGAUAUAUAAAGGCACCAUCAGUAACAUCCCAAAAAUUGAAACGCAAUUAAAAGUUACAUGGAUGCAACUUUAAGUCAAAUGUCUAAGAAAAUUGGGAACAAGUACUUCUCUACAUUAUCCUUUCUGGGAACAAAAACUAUAUCCAUUGCUUCCUUCACUGUUGCUUUAAUCACAGUUUUCCCAUAUGAACAUGAUUCAAAGAGCCAAGCUCUUGUGUGCUUUUGUUUUAUUCUGACUCUUGGUCAACAACUUUGGUCACGGACCUACACUUUGAAAUCCUGAUUUGAGAGAACAAAACGGCAAAAUUGAACAAACAAAUUAACAGUGUUUACUCUGUAUUUUUCCAUCACCACUUUAACGUUUGCAUUGCUAGUGUAUUGAUACCACACGAUCAUUUUUAAACGGGGUGCACCAACCCCCACUCACCCACUACUCGCAUACUAACUAGAGUAUCAUUUCCUUCCAUCAAUAAGUCUUGCGUCUUAUAAUGUAAACAUCCUGAUUCUAGUCAAAGUACUAAUGCAAUGAAAAGGCAGGAUAUUUUUGCAUUAUUGAACAAAUGUUGUGUAAGAGAGCAAAGGGAAUGUUAUGCUCGGAAUACAAAUUGAGUUUCAUUUGAAUAUUUGUGGAUGCUUUAAGGUCAAGCACACGUUAUUUAUUCCUCUGUAGCUUUGUUGUGCCCCUCCCACACAACCCCCCCCCCCCCCCCCCCCCCACUAAUAAUAAUAAUAUAAAAUAUAGCAACCUUGACUUACACAAAUGUUCUGUUUGUGGACGUUCACAGACAUUGUUUGUAAAACUAAGAAUUCUGCAGCAGAAUAUUUUUGGAGACAAUAAUACCUGUACAGUAUUUGUAAGCUCUAUUUUUGUAUCUUACUAUUUUGAGAGGAAAAUAUUACGAUUUUGUUCUCAUCUUUUUAUUUGUCUAAUUUCAUGGUUAUUUGUUUUAAAAAGAAAGCAACUGCAUGUGACACACUUGAACUGUAAUAAACGUUUCCAAGA